CCUCCCCAAGUCGUUGGUUGCAUGCUGCCUUAGCCAAAGUGACGUGAACAUGACAGAGAAGGCCAAAGCUCAAGUUGAGGAUGCUCAGCCUACACUUGGGGUCCACGCUUUCUCUGAGAGAGUUUUUGAACAGACUGUUCACUUUCAGGUACUAAAACUGAAGGACAGCUUCUUCCUAUGGGUGGGACUGCAGCCUUCAAUGGCCAACUUAGCCGUCGCACUGCCAGCAAAAUUUGACUCCAUUCCGUCCACGUCCGCCCUGUUAGGCGAGUUUUCCGACACCACGUCAUGUACGCUGGCACAGAAACUCUGUAAACACACGGGUAAACAAGUGUUUGUGAGCUGUAACCUACCGACACAGGACGGAAUGUUACUGGUGGAAGUGGAGAAGAGAAUUCACAAAGAAAUCAAGGACAACCCAGAGAAAUUCUGGUUGUAACUAAAUAACUGUUUGAAUAAUACACAGAUGCCAAGGGGAAAAUAUUUUUAUGCUUACCAAAGGAAAACAUA
Molecule: messenger RNA, 510 nt
Organism: Branchiostoma belcheri (Belcher's lancelet)
Lineage: Eukaryota; Metazoa; Chordata; Leptocardii; Amphioxiformes; Branchiostomatidae
Product: proteasome assembly chaperone 4-like
Exons: 3
Coding region: 50-439 (129 amino acids)
Biological process (GO): proteasome assembly
Source: RefSeq, a predicted model, not a curated record